AUUUUAAUUAACAUUAAUUUUUAUAUUCACUUAUAUAUCAAUUGUAAUAAUAAUUAUAACGUUUAAUGCAUUAAUAAAUACAAUGUUUAGUCAAUAUGUAGUGAUUUUUGGCUGACUUUAAAUAAAAAUUGUCUCAAAAAAUAAUAAUUUGUGUUAAUUUUGUGUAUAAUUUAAACGAUCGGUGAUUAUAGUGACCGCAAUAAUAGUUAGUGAUUAGUAAUAAUAGUCUUUGGGAUCAAUUGGUGGUGAUAUCCAAAACGAUGAGUACAUUGGAGGACAAGAUAUUGGGCGAGAAAUUGCAUUACUAUUGCAGUAGUAGUGAAGAGGAGGACAACGAUAACGAGGACGACAACAACGACUGCCGCAAGAAGUGCUCCGAAGACAAGACCAACUCCAACGACGUGCCGCCCGUCGGCGGUGGCGGUGAUCAGCGCUGGAACCGAUGGGACGGCAACUCAUGCAACACGGGACCAAAAGGUGUGAUCAAAGACUGGCAAAGAUAUAAACAGUUUGAGAGCGAGAAACGAGACGCCGAUGAGAGACAGAAGUUGGAACUGAUGUCCAAACUGUCGCUCAGUUGUCGCUCGCAUUUGGACGAAGAGUUGGCCAAAAAGGAGAACCAGACCACCGAUGAGGACGACUUAAGCGACCGCUUCUUCGCCGCAGACAUCGAGAAAUUUCUGGUCGAACACGGAGUGCUGAACGAGAGUCUAAUACCAAACAUAAUAACCACGCGAUCGUCGAUCAGAGAGAGCGCUAUAGACAACGACGAAGAGGACGACGAUUGCGAUUAA
Messenger RNA from Medioppia subpectinata, 794 nucleotides. The record is from the annotation of a GenBank genome assembly. NCBI's taxonomy places the organism in Eukaryota, Metazoa, Arthropoda, Arachnida, Sarcoptiformes, Oppiidae.